AGCAGGGCAGCAUUUUCGGCUCAAGUCUGCAGAUGCUGGGAAUGUUGGUGGGCUGGAGGCUCCAAAGAGAGUCCAGGCUCCCGAAAUGAACCACAAGUCGCACAUUAAAGGGCCACAGUGUGGCCCAGACCACACUCCGAAGGCGGGAGAGGAAUUGCAGAUGGGAAUCAAUGCUGCCUGUGUCCUUCCCAGUUUGCUGCAGGAUGGUUGCUAUGCAGACUAUUAACAAACAGUUAGCAAACCAUUGCUCAUUUGGUUGAAAGUGUAAAAGGUUCCAAAAAGGGUUCCCUUCAUUACAGCCCAUUAGAAGAAAAUGCUAAUGAGCUCCUUCAUUGAAGAUGUGGGCUCUUACCAAUGCGCUUUCCGUCUCUUUCAACAGACUACUUUCUCUUCAACAGUCCGUGGGGUUUCCCUUGAAGAAUUUCCACCCUUUGUGAUAAAACGGGCAAAGGGUGGGGGGUUAACAAACAAGCUUGAGGCGCAGGAUUUAACACUAAAUAUUAAGGGGAGAUGGGGAAUUUAACUCAAAAAAAAAAAAAAAAAACAGGAGACGCAGGUCACAGCUUGCAAACAAACUUAUGCGGGAAAAGAGGCGACAUGACCAGUUUUUACCACAGGCGAAUAGACAUGAGCAACUUUAGAAGGACUUCAUGAAUUAAUGAAAGCGGCGGCUGUGAGAGUGGCCAAGCCGCUCAGAAAGUUAGCAAACUUGGGCACGACUUUCGGACGACUCAUGGGUGGGUAAGGUGUAGCGGGGGAUGGCGGAAGGUGGUGAAAUCCUGGCCAGGACUUUUUGCUGUGAUCACAAAGAGUCCUUUAUAGAUGUAACCCGAGUCGCCACGUCAUGAUCCAGACAAACAGGUCGCCUAUAGCCUUCGCCCAUCGCCUCUGCUGUCACUUACAUCUAGCGGCGCCGUGGCGGCGACAAGCGGGAUUGAUACGGUACCUGCGCACCUGGAGCGCCGCUCCGGCAUCGUGCGCGCAACUCGAAGGGGGAAAGCAGCUCUCUCAGUGAGAUAUCACUUUUUUUUCUCUCAAUUUUCUCUCUCUCUCUCUCUUUUUUUUUUAAUGAAAACGAGAUUUUUAAAAGCAUACACAAAUUCUACCGGAUCUUCUCCGACUGUUAAAAGACACCACCCUCCCGUCGCGUGGUGCUUUGCGAGAAUGACUUUGUUAGACUGAUCCGGGAAAGUCGCGAGACAAAGUCCGAAUGGUUUCCGUCGGUGGACUAUAUGGAAAUUGUCAACAUCGGCAACGAAAUACUUUGUUCGUAUAACAUCGGGAAGCGGCUUAACGGGACCUGUAAGCAAUGUCGCGUAUUGGUAAUGAGGAAGAGCUAUGCGCAGUUCUUUGUGGCGGCAAUCGUCUGUAUUUUCUUUAUCCUCAUUUUGUGCUUCAAGAACCUGCCACCUCCGGUGCCUCACAUGCGCCUCCAGACAGCUGGCGGACCACCUGGCGUCACCGUCCUGCUGUGGUGGUACCCCUUCGGGAGCCAGUGCAAGAUGCCUGACUGUGCAGCCCUGUAUGGGGUCCAGGGGUGCAGAGUGACGACCAACAGGAGCUUUUACUCAGGAGCCGACGCCGUGAUCUUUCACCACAGGGACAUCCUGGGCAACGUCAGCAGGCUUCCUCAGAAUCCCCGACCACCUGCCCAAAAGUGGAUUUGGAUGAACUUUGAAUCGCCGAGUCAUACCUCCAACUUGGAGGAGUUCGAGGGGAUUUUCAACUGGACAAUGUCCUACAAGCUGGGCUCUGACAUAUUCAUGCCGUACGGCUAUCUGCAGCACAAGAAUACCUCGAAACCGAAGAAGCUGCCGCAGAAGAGGAAGCUGCUGGCUUGGGUCAUUAGCAACUGGAAUGAGGACCACGCUCGGGUGGCCUUCUACUGGAGACUGAGCAGGUACAUAAACAUCGACAUCUACGGCCGCGAUGCCAUGAGCCUGGUGAAUGACAGCGUGGUGCAAACCGUCUCAAAGUACAAGUUUUACUUAGCCUUUGAGAACUCUCAGCAUCCAGACUACAUCACUGAGAAGCUGUGGCACAAUGCUCUGGGUUCGAGCGCGGUGCCGGUGGUCUUGGGACCGUCCCGCUGGAACUAUGAGAAGUUCCUCCCGGGCAACGCCUUCAUCCAUGUGGACGACUUCAGUAGCCCCAGAAUGCUGGCCAAGUACUUGAAGUUCCUCGACAGGAACCCCUCAGCAUACAGGCGCUACUUCAGCUGGAAGCGGACGUAUCGUGUUCAUGUCACGUCCUUCUGGAACGAGCACCUCUGCGCCAUCUGCACGGCCGUCAAGGCCUCCAGGUACCAGACCAAAGUCGUUUCUGAUCUCGCUUCAUGGUUCAAUUCAUGAGCCUCGCAGACUGGUCUAAACUUUCAGAUUUGCCAAUAUUUUUUUUUUCCCAGAAAACCAUUUUUAGAAAAAUGAUCCCUUGCCAUUAAGCUUUAAGUACAUUUGCUUAUCAGCACAGGAAAGCAAAAUGACAGAAUCUGAUUUAAUAAGUUCCUCAUUUUCUCCACCCCACAGACUGAUGAAAUGUGUUUGUCUGUGAGCAAAAAAUAUGAAUGCCCUGUGAUUUAUUUUGUUUCGGAGAGGUUUAACUUGAAAUGUCUGUGAAACGUUGACAGUCACAUUGCCCUCAAACAGUCCAUCAAAUUCAUGGUUAAAUAAU
Messenger RNA from Paramormyrops kingsleyae, 2670 nucleotides. RefSeq names its product alpha-(1,3)-fucosyltransferase 4. Gene Ontology annotation, molecular function: alpha-(1->3)-fucosyltransferase activity. Gene Ontology annotation, cellular component: membrane. The record is from RefSeq and is a predicted model, not a curated record. NCBI's taxonomy places the organism in Eukaryota, Metazoa, Chordata, Actinopteri, Osteoglossiformes, Mormyridae.